AUGGCCAUAGUUGAAGGGCAUGACCUCGUCGAGAGCGACUGGUCCUUCCUCGACCCCCCGGACGACGCCCUGGUGGAGUCCGCGGGCCCCUGCGAGCUCCUCGUCGCCGUCCACGAGUCGCUCUUCGCGCUCGCGAUGAUCAAGGAGGCCCACGAUCGCGUCCGGUGUUGGCAGGGCGGCGCCGCCGCCGUGCCGGAGAAGUUCGCCCCGUUCGACGCCGUGUUCGUUUGCUACUUCCCCGGGAUGGGGCUUUCUAUCGCAGAGCUCUUGGAAUCUCUCGCUCCGCGAUGUUCUCCAGGUGCGAGAGUAGUCAUCUGCUUCGAUCAAGGGAGGCAGGUUGUCGAACAACAUUGGCAACAGUAUCCCGACAUGGUAACCGCCGACUUGCCUGACAAAGCUCUUCUGGAGAAGGCCGCAACGGAGAAUUCGUACCAGAUAACGGAAUUCGUCGAUGAGCCUAACUUCUACCUUGCUGUGUUAAGAUGUCAGAAAUAAGGAUUUUCAGUUCUGCAACAAGUGGUAACAAAGUUUUCUUUCUGGUGUAAAAAAGCAAAUACAAUUUUUUGUGUGCUUCCUUUUCCAGUUCCAUGCCAAUAUAAAUAUUGUUCGAGCAUGCUUGCAUAUGAAUCUUUUCUAA
Molecule: messenger RNA, 637 nt
Organism: Ananas comosus (pineapple)
Lineage: Eukaryota; Viridiplantae; Streptophyta; Magnoliopsida; Poales; Bromeliaceae
Exons: 3
Coding region: 1-495 (164 amino acids)
Source: RefSeq, a predicted model, not a curated record